Rodentolepis nana is the source of this 483-nucleotide messenger RNA. NCBI's taxonomy places the organism in Eukaryota, Metazoa, Platyhelminthes, Cestoda, Cyclophyllidea, Hymenolepididae. The record is from the annotation of a GenBank genome assembly.
AUGCUAGGUGCUUUGCAAGGAAUGUCAAAAGAUCAAUCGUUUAGCAGGUUUGGAGAAUGCCAAGUAAAGCUCUGGACAACUUCAUUUGAUACCCCACCACCAGAUCCCAUUUCCACAGAUCCUAAACCAUUUGAAUUCGAUUCACGAUAUGCUCAUUUAGACACCAAUCUACUGCCAAAAACUGAAAGCAUGAAAGACACAAUUGAGCGUGUUCUUCCGUUUUGGCACGACGAAAUCGUUCCCUCUAUUAAGAAGGGAAAAAGGGUAUUAGUUGUCGCUCAUCUUAACAGCAUCCGCGCUCUUUUAAAGCAUAUUGACAAUAUUCCAAAUGAGAAAAUUAUGGAUAUUGAUAUACCUACAGGAAUUCCAUUAGUCUACGAAUUACAAGCUAACAUGUCCCCCAUUCGGAAAUACUAUCUGGCAGAAACCUCUGAGCUUGCCCCCGUUAUUAGCAGAGAAAUUGGCAAUAUUAAACUAGCAUGA